UGAAAAAUUCUAUCAGAGGUGAAUGUCAAUUGUCGAGGUUCGCGCAUGCGGAGUAGCGAAUGCCACUGUGUAAUGUACAACGUUAUGGCGAAGAGUGAUGGUGUGCAAUUCAAUAUCUUACACAUCGUACAAAGUGUCCCAGGGGGGAAACGGGACGAGAGAGCUAGACGUAUGGCUAUACCACAGCCUGUAAAACCAGGAAAGUUUCUUGUACAUAGCAAUUUAAAACUGAUUGAAGGACGACCCCAGCGGCAGCUCUACCUUACGGGUAUUCCUAUUAUCACUACAGUGACUCCACCCCCGGAUAAUAAACAUGGUAUUGUGGUCAGGAGCGUGCAAGUGCGUAAUACAGAAGCCACCUAUUUCAUCCCUGUGUCUGUACCACUGAUUCGGCCCCAGGUGCGUCCCCGGCCAGAUGAGGCGCUACAGGAACAGUUGAUGGAAUUUGAUAAAGUGUGUAAAGAAGUAAAGGAGCGAAGUACACCUCGCAAAAAGGCAGCACCGCGCACUGACGAAGACAGCAAACAUGCAAAAAUCUACGCAAUACUGGCGGAAUAUCACAAAAAAUUGGCUAAUUCACCAGAUCUUAAUAACAAGCCAGCACCACGGCGUCGUUCAACGCCACCGUCAUCGAUUUUGGCCAAGCGUAAAAAAUUGGUGGCAUCUAAGAAAUCUCCCAAGGAACAACCUACCCCCGCUCUCGUGAACUAUAUUAUGCAUCCUUUACGCAUCGCUCUGGGUACCCAACGUCUUGUGACUAUGCCACCACCCAAAUUCAUGAGCACCAUUCAGAAUCAACCAUCCUCGCGCAAGGUGUUGCUGUUGGAUAAGCCAGGAUAUAUGUUAAAGCAACUACACAUGGCACCCGAGUCAACAUCUGAGCCCAUUCCUGACUUGCCUGACUGUGAAGAUUUAGGCGUGGGCACGCCUAAUACGAGCGAACUCUUUCCUGAGGCUGACUAUCUAAUGGAGGAGUGCUUAGCACCCUUCGGUGCAGAGGAAAUUAUUGAAAUUCCAUCUGGUGAUUCUAUUAGUCCCCACAAUAAAGAGGUUGAACACUGAGAAACUAAAGUAAAUUUUUCACUAAGUACUUUAUUUCGACCUUUACUAAUACGAAAGUUUGUAAGAUACCGGGUAUUCGCUCUGCGAUAACUAUUUCUUACGGAGUUAGCACACAUGAACUUUAGCUGGCCAUUCCAUCGGAUAGAUAGUGCUACGAUUUUGUUCAAAUGGGUUGUCAGAUUCUGAUUGUCGAAAUUGGUGCCAUAUUUUUUUUCUUUUUUCCCUAAUGUUUUAAACAUUCAUCACUUAACAUUUUCUUCACUCAUGAAUGAUUAUUAACAAGAUAUUGUAUAACUAUCAGAGUAAAACGCAAAAAUGGUCUGGGAGGAAAAUUAAUUUACGCUGCUGUCAAAAUUACUACUAGAAAACUGUAAAAUUUGGGGUAUCCGAUGGAAUUUUUUCCAAUUUAUCGUAAAUUUGGUGACUCUAUUUGUGAGAUUUUGAAGCAAACAAUGCUAUUUUCGUGGGCAGAAACGUACUUUAACCACUAAUUAAACCGUUGCCUUUGGAUUUAAACUACUUUCAGUCGAAAAAAAUGACUUAAAAUGUUUCUCAAAAAAUAUUGGCCAGAAAACCGUCGAUGUGUGCUAACACUGAUACAUUGCUUGAUGUAAGAUGAUAAAAUUUUCAAGGAAUAUUCGUCUGUUUCCGAUUUUCAGUUUUACAAUAUUUUUGUAAUGUGUCUAAGUAGGCUCUGAAAAGAACUCAAAAAAGUCGAAACAUUGCAGAAUAUGAAAAAAAUAACAGCUAUAUAAUGCAUACAGAAAUAAAACAGAAACCAAAAAUCUGCUUUUUUACAGCCUAUAAAUAUUUUUUAUGUUUACUCACA
Phlebotomus argentipes is the source of this 1891-nucleotide messenger RNA. RefSeq lists its product as uncharacterized. The record is from RefSeq and is a predicted model, not a curated record. Lineage: Eukaryota; Metazoa; Arthropoda; Insecta; Diptera; Psychodidae. The transcript has 2 exons. The coding region runs from base 46 to 1062 and encodes 338 amino acids.